AUAUUGCGUCGUGUUCCUUACGACAAAUCUUGUGACAUGUGGUCGUUGGGUGUCGUUAUGUACAUGUUGUUAUGCGGCUUGGCACCGUUCUACCCUCACAGUGAUAGUAAUUUCUCUAAUGGUAUGCAAAAGCGGAUCAAGAAAGGUGUUUAUAAAUUUCCAUCCCCCGAAUGGGAUCAAAUUUCAGAACAAGGUGAUAAAUUGUUUGGUUCUUAUAGCUUUGUGCUCAAGACCAAUUCAAAAGAGUACGAAAAUUGA
Molecule: messenger RNA, 258 nt
Organism: Anisakis simplex (herring worm)
Lineage: Eukaryota; Metazoa; Nematoda; Chromadorea; Rhabditida; Anisakidae
Source: the annotation of a GenBank genome assembly